Molecule: messenger RNA, 2323 nt
Organism: Sorghum bicolor (sorghum)
Lineage: Eukaryota; Viridiplantae; Streptophyta; Magnoliopsida; Poales; Poaceae
Exons: 13
Coding region: 177-2153 (658 amino acids)
Source: RefSeq, a predicted model, not a curated record
CGAAGGGGAAAAAAGGGAGAGAGAGAGAGAGAGAUCACUCCAUGACAAGGUGUAGGCGGCCAUCGCGCGCGAAGCGAAAACAAUUCGCGCUCAAAGACGCGGCGGCGCUCUCCCGUCUCUUCUCUUGGACCCUCCCUUCCCGUUUUCCCGCCUCGCUCCUCCUGGACUAGGGUUCCAUGGAUCCCGCCACCGCCGUAGUCUCCGCCGACGGGAGCGCAUUCCUGCAGUUCGUCGACUAUGCCAUCUCCAUGCUCUCCUCGUCCGCCGGCGAUGGCGACGGAUACGAGUCUCCGGGGGACGGGCCGGCGCCGGCGCGGCCGCCCUGGGGGUGGGCGGUGGCGCAGCUGCUCAAGUCCUGCUGCGCCUACUCCAGCGGCGUCACCGCCGCCAUCCUUCUCUCCGACCUCUUCCAGUCUUGGACAGAACAGCGAAAAUCCCUGACCUCGAAGAGGAAGGUCGAGCUGGCCAAACUUAUGAACACGAAGAGUAAGAGGAGGAGACUUCCAAAUACUGUUACAAUCGAUUCUAUCCAUGAGAAGAACUUUCUUUCUCCCAAUAGUGUCCUUGAAGCUGUUGUCAUUGACGUGUUUGUCCUUCCUGGUACAAACAUAUACAUGCUUACCUUGGGAGACAUGUGGAGCUCAUCCACAAUCGACCUAUAUUUACACCGAAGGUACUAUGACUGCAUUGGACAAAAUGGUGUAUUGAAGAAGGGUCGAGAAGUUAUGCUCACAGGAUGUUGUCUUCGUACAGCCAUGGAGGGAUCUGGCCAUGCUCGUAUUUUGCCAACAGAAUACAUGGUGAUAUUACUGGAUGAGGACCAAGAUGAAGAUGCCUUGAUACUUGCUGCACAGUUUUGCACCUAUUCAUUCUCUUCUGUGAUUCCAGAGGAAAGUAGAAACAACGUUCCAUACUCGUUUUAUGCCAGGAUUGAAAAGAUUGAGUCGUUGGAUCCAUUUAGAUGUACAGAAAGAAUGCAGGUCAUUCUUGAAGACAAUGAUGAUGCAAAGAUGAAGUUAGUUUUAUGGGGAGAGCAGACUUUACUUGCAAAUCUGUUCAGUGUAGGGAGCAUGCUUGCACUGGACAGACCUUUCAUAGCAAAUUUUAUAGACAAUAAUCAUGAGGAGUCCCAGGAACUGUGCCUUGAAUAUGGCAGUGCAACACAGGUUUACAUGGUGCCAAUUGCUCACCAAGAGGAACAGGUGCCUUUUACACCUACUACUCAAGCAAAGAGCCAAGGACCUCGUCUGUCAUGUGUUCGGACUGAUAAUGUAGCUUCACAAGUAACAUUACCACGUGAUUUGCAUGGUUCAGUUGAUUUCAGCAAAUACCCGUUUCGAGCAUAUGUAAGUGACCUUCAUGAUAAAAUGGUGGGAAUCAGUCUGUUUGGUACUGUAACUAGUGUUUGCAAAGUAAGCACAUCAGGGACUACAUUCUAUUUGGAGUUAGAAGACACAACAGGAGUUGUUCUGAUGAAGCUUAUCUUUAUUGGACCCUGGUCAUUAGGUAGAGUAGGAGUUGGGCAUAUGGUGUACAUCUCUGGUUUGACUUGCGCCUUGAGUUCAACAAAUACCCUUGAAGUCUCAUGGCGUGAAAAGGAGCAAGGGUCCCUAUUUGUUAACUUAAGCUUGCUGCCAGCACUCCUGAACUCAACGUGCCUGCAUAAUUUAUCACCCUUGUCAGAUCUUCCCUGCUCGACAAACAGAACACAUAUAUCCCGUGUUUGGGUAGAUCACAUUGAUUGUGACAGUUUAAAGGUGUCACUGUUCCAUAGCAUUUGCGGCAGCGUUGUGAAUGAACAUUCAGGUGGACUCCAGUGUUCAUUUUGUAAGUGUGCCUGCGAAAGUGCAUGUGUGCAUGGCUUUCAGCUGCACUUGACCAUCGCAGACGACAGUGGAGAGGUCUUCGCUUGGUGUGUUGGGCAAACAGCUGUCGAGUUCCUUCAGAUAUCACCUGAUGAAUAUCUGGAGCUCCCGGAGGACGAACGGGCAAUGUAUCUCUGCACUCUCCAGAAUGAUCAGGACGAGGACGAUGGUAAAAUGAUCAGGACGAUGGUGGCUAUCGCGAAUACCAGGAAGCGAGCCGAUCGAUGUGCUGUGGGUGAUGAAGCUAUCCCAGCUUGGGAGAUCACGAGAGCCCAGAAAUGCGAAUGAGUUGAUUUAGCACUUUGAGAAAAGAAAUGCUGAUGCUGAAACUUAGUGUAAUACAUGUGUUUCAACCUUUGGUUUUCGAAGGUGCGUCAUCAAUUCAUCAUUCAGCAAUGCUGCUUAAGUAAGCUUAAGAACGAUGGUUAAGAUGGGUUCUUCAUUGACAAAUUGUCAAA